Messenger RNA from Aspergillus novofumigatus IBT 16806, 1352 nucleotides. Its product is annotated as extracellular proline-rich protein. Bases 337 to 1155 code for a protein of 272 amino acids. The record is from RefSeq and is a predicted model, not a curated record. Lineage: Eukaryota; Fungi; Ascomycota; Eurotiomycetes; Eurotiales; Aspergillaceae. The transcript has 2 exons.
CUCGAUGAUCUCAUGUUCUCGACUUUAAAGGUACGGGUGGGGAUACUAGGUAACACCGGUCUCGCCGGACUAUGAAUAGUUUCACCGGCAGUCAAUAGUUCCGUCUCUCGCUAAACUGAUGGAGGCCUAACUCACCUCAACUGGGUGUACUAACUUACUCAACCGAAUCACACCAGUAUAGGGCGUACAGAUGCAGUAUCCAUAUGGAGGACCCUAUAGUAGUUGCUACCGGCAAAGCUAGGAGGACUUCAGUAUAUAAACCUGACUCCCGCACUGGCUCGGGAUAUUCUUCCCCAUCAAUAGAUUGAGUCAGUUCCUCAUAGUGAGAGGUCCAAAAUGAUAAUGCACUCUUUGCUCUUUGUCUCUGCCCUCGCAGGCUCUACGCUUGCCUUUUCUGGUCACCACAGCUUCUCCAACUCGACCGUCCCCUCCCACCACUCAUCCACUUAUACUCUGCUUCCCACAGGCGGAGGAGGUAAGCCUACUCACACCGGUGGCAAUGGCAAUGGCACUGGCCGUCCCCAGCCUACAACGACCGUCGUCCCUGGCGGCGACUCUGGCUCUGUUUCAACCGUCACUGAGACCAUCACCAAGACGACGUUCAAGCCCUGCUCGACUCCCAUUCACACCCAGAGCGGCACCACCUACUACAGCACCUGGUUGACGACCUCUACCUACGAGACAACCACCUGCUACACCACCAACCUUCCACCAGCUACUACGGCCCCGGAAGUUCCUCCCCAGACCACAACCGUCAGCCUGCCCGGCCCAGGAAACAGCUGCCCUCCUCCAUCCACAGUCACGGUAACCGUCACUGUCGGCAGCGGUGGGAAUACAGGGACGCACACGCAGGCCCCAGCACCUGGUGGAGGCAGCGGAAGUGGCCCUGGUACUGGAACUGGCUCCGGACACUGCAAGCACUGCGAGACCAUCACCUACACCAACACCUACGGCUACACGACCACUAUCCCCACGAACACUGCUCCCACGCAGGCCACGGGAACAGGAACAACCACAAAGCCUACAGCCCCUGUUAGGACGGGUACUGCGCCCAGUCACAGUCAUACUCGGGGAUCACCAACCGGCACCGGGGGUGAGCAGGCUCCUACCGAGACGAAGACAUGGCAUUUCGAGAGGAGGAUGGUGAGGGUGUAGGCAUGACAAGGAAUGGUAUGGCAUCUUAAAGGAAUGGCGUGAUCUCUGUCUUCGCAAUAAUAAGGCUAGGAUAGCAUGGCGUUGGCGAAUUGUUUAGCGGCUGAGCUCUUUCUGUACCGGGCCUUGUCUUGUCUCUUUUAUCUCAGAUAUCUGCACUGCACUGCAUAUAGAUUAUCAUAGUAAUCCAUUGUUGCCUG